Hydatigera taeniaeformis is the source of this 2046-nucleotide messenger RNA. The record is from the annotation of a GenBank genome assembly. Lineage: Eukaryota; Metazoa; Platyhelminthes; Cestoda; Cyclophyllidea; Taeniidae.
AUGAACAUCCUGAAUCUUUGGAUUGUUAACACCUUUAUAGACUCAGAGAGCCCAGGGACGUGGCGAGCACGAGCAGCAAAUUCACCGACACGAACACCGGUUUCUUGUGCCUCUUCUACCGUGGCAACUCAGACCAUAGCCUCUUCCUCUUCCUCGUCAACUGCCGAUACGGUCAACAUGUUGCCCCUCCGUCAACUACGCACUGCUCUGCUCAGCGAGCGCCUCGUUGGUGGAGUAAAAACGCAGCGCGCCUUCAGCGAUGUUAAUCCGCCAUGGUCACAGCUCGAUUUCAUUGCACAGGCUGCAGAUCUGGUCCACCUCGCUUCCGCAUCGGUGGUGGCAAGCCCCGAAAAGACUACGCCCCGAUUGCCUGCAAAGAAGCGCAAGUUUGAUUGGGAUCGGAAUAAUGGUGAUUCCUCACCAGUAGUCCCGCCUCCACCAGCACCUCAGCUGCCUUCGCUACAGUCGCAACCUCAACCCGCCUCACUUAUUGUCGAUAAACCUGCCCAAUUGGGCGCGGAGAGUACGCGUUCCUCUUCCGUCUCCCCAUUUGUGGAGUCCUGUGCCACUACCGCUGCGUCGCUCUUUCAUUGUUCCGCCACCCAGCGUGCCGCGUCAAGACUGGAGACACCGGUAAAACAGCGAAAACUCUCCUACCCUGGCCUGUCUUUCACCCCCGACACUGCCGGAGGUCUCGCCUCACUGCGUCCCCCGCCAUCUAUUCCAGCCUUUUCCGCGCGUGCCGAUGUGGUACCAUCACGACGUUCUUCGCUUGUGGUGGACGUCCACAACAGCAACAACAGCAGCAGCACCUCGACGCCCACUUCUGCGUCCUCUUCCUCUUCACUGAACAUUGUUGCCGCCGUGUCCAACAACACUACUCGCAUGCGGUCACCACCGGUACCACCACAAUCGAGUAGUCGAUGGAAAGGCAAGUUUCCUUCGCCUCAAGCUCCGACUUUGUCCACCUCGGUAUCUCCACCCCAGCGCUAUCCUACACACCACUCAGAGGCAGGUCGACGCUAUUCUGUAUUCGGGACGCCUGCAGGCCUCACCCCUGCAAGGCGACACUCCUCUGUACUCUCUGCUACCUCUCCUAUCAUGUCUUCAUCCACUGCCGCCUCCGCUUUCAACCCUCCACCGUCUCUGCACCAUCAACGCCAGCAGCAGCAGCAGCAUCAACAACUUUCUCCUUUCCAUGAAGUUAAGUAUUCCCCUCCUAUCAGUGCCAUUUUUGACUUCUUACAGCCCUUCACUCGUCCACCGAUUAAUGCGAAAAGCAUGCAGACGGAAGAGGACCUAGGAUUGUAUGGCCCCACUGCGGCUGGAGUAGGGGCACGUCCUCUAUCGGCUCCCGAUGAGCCUGUGCCUCCGACUCGCUUGUCACCUCUCAAAGUGGAGCGAUCUUCGCCUCACUCCGCCGUCUCACCUCUCCUCCCUCCGCUCACCGAAAUAUCGACAACUGCCUCAGAUGAGCGCCAGCGAAGGGUGAGUCACGUGCCGGUGCUGGGGGCUAUUCUCUCCUCAUCUGUAUCUGCUGUAAAUUCCGAAACUCCCUGCAAUCAACCGCCAAAUUACGGCCUCGGUGACCGAAAACGCUCUUUCGAUUCUCUCUUUCCUAUCACCAAGACGCGCAACUAUGGUGGUGCAGUUCUUCUGACUGGGAACGUCUGUUGUCCACCCACCGAGAAGUCCUUUGACGGCGGUUUCCCUCUUCUUCUCGUCUCUGCACCCACUUCUGCCUCUGCGGCCGAGUUUGCCGCUGCUACGGCCGUCGCCUCCGGGGCACCCGCCUCCUCGCUCAUCCCUGUGCCGGUGCAAAUUGUACCUGGAUCCGCAGCUGGAUCAACAACCUCUGUCUCCUCUAUCGCUGGUGGCGAUACGGGCGUAGCUCUUGUCUCAAAGACCACCAACGAGGCGGACCAAAGGCUCGUCUUUCCCCUCGUGCUUGCCCCUGCUCCUGAUGGGCAGAUGAGUGGCUGCGCCCUCGGCUUCCCCCUCCUCGUGCCAAGCCAUCCGAGCCAUUGCCCUUCACCUUCAUCCUGA